CUACUUUUAAAAGUAACCAUCGAUAAAAGGAAGUUCCAGUUUUGAAAGGAGGUGGUAUAACACGUGGCUAUCAGCUGAUGCGUGCGCGUUCACUAACUUUCCAGAUCUAUUAACUGAUUUUGGACAUUACAUCAGUCACAGUUCAGAUAUCGUUGGGGAUAGUUGUUAACCAAGAAUGGCUUAAAAGUUUUAUUAAUGAUACUAUUUAUACAUGAAACGUAGAAAACAUGACAGAUAAAACAAAAAAAUUGUCGCGGUGGUAUUUUGGUGGGCUUUCCUCUGCAGGUGCUGCUUGUGUUACCCAUCCUUUAGAUUUAUUGAAGGUUCAUUUACAAACACAACAAGAAGGCAAGAUAUCUAUAGCAAGAUUAACCACAUCUAUAAUACAGAAUCAGGGAAUUCUAGCUUUGUACAAUGGAUUAAGUGCUUCUUUGCUUCGUCAACUUACAUAUUCUACAAUUAGAUUUGGAGCAUAUGAAGUAGGUAAACAAACAUUUGAAACAUCUGGACAAUCAUUAUUAUUUUACCAAAAGUUAUUAUUGGCUGGAUUAUCUGGUGCAGCUGGUGGUAUUUUUGGAACACCAGGAGAUGUAAUUAAUGUACGCAUGCAAAAUGAUAUAAAACUUCCACCAGAACUAAGACGAAAUUAUAAGCAUGCUUUAGAUGGAAUAAUACGUGUAAUUCAACAAGAAGGAAUACGUCAUUUGUUUAAUGGAUGCUCUACAGCAACAUUAAGAGCUGCAUUAAUGACUAUUGGACAAUUAAGUUUUUAUGAUCAAGUUAAAAUUAUGUUGUUACAAACUGGUUACUUUAAAGAUAAUCCUGUAACUCAUACAGUAUCAAGUGUAUUUGCAGGUUACGUACCUGCAUUUAUCAGAUUAGCUCCACAGACUAUCCUUACUUUUGUCUUUUUAGAACAAUUAAGAACUAAUUUUGGAUUCUAUCCUAAUAUUCAAGUAUCAUAAAAUUUAAUUAAUUAUCUUGCACAUAACAUUCAUCUGAAAUGUUCUAUGAAGAAAAAAAUUAGCAUAUGACAUUUAAAAAAAAUUUAUACAAAUAUUUGUCCUAUUUGAAGUUGUCCAACUUAUAGUAUAUAUAAAAUUUUACUUAAUUACAUAAUUUUUAUUGAUAUUAGAACUAUCAAAUCAAUUAA
Messenger RNA from Heterotrigona itama, 1153 nucleotides. The record is from the annotation of a GenBank genome assembly. NCBI's taxonomy places the organism in Eukaryota, Metazoa, Arthropoda, Insecta, Hymenoptera, Apidae.